This is a messenger RNA of Pangasianodon hypophthalmus (striped catfish), 1391 nucleotides long. RefSeq names its product synaptonemal complex central element protein 2 (gene syce2). Gene Ontology annotation, cellular component: central element. NCBI's taxonomy places the organism in Eukaryota, Metazoa, Chordata, Actinopteri, Siluriformes, Pangasiidae. The record is from RefSeq and is a predicted model, not a curated record. Bases 149 to 718 code for a protein of 189 amino acids. The transcript is spliced from 5 exons. Gene Ontology annotation, biological process: synaptonemal complex assembly.
AGUACAGAGUCGAUGCUUUAGCGUGAUUCUGCGCGCGUGCGGAUUCUGCGAGGCCGUUGGGAAAUGUCUAUUUAACGGCAACUGUUUGUAAACGCAGUUAAACUACAAUUACAAGCAAAUAUAUCGUGGAGGUUUAAUCAUUUUGGCCAUGGCGCACCACUUCUUUGGACAUCCUGGUUCUGCUACAUUUCACUCAACACCUAAAGCCACUCAUCACCGUGUGUCAGCAAAGGUGUUAGAAGAGGGUCAUGGGUGUAGUUUAGACCACGACUCAACUGGUGAAACACUGCCAUUUGUAACCCUGGAUGAUAGCCAUGAGCAGCAAAGCGAGGAUUCAGGCAUUAAUGUCUCACACAGCAGUUCACCAAUAAACGAGGUGGAUGAGGGUGUUGUCUCCACCCCUAGUAACACAAGAAUAGAUGAAAUUGGGAAGAAAGCACAAGACCUUAUAGAGAGGAUCAACCAGAGCCGGGCAAUGGACCAGAAACUCAUGAACAGCUUUGAGGAGAAGCUAAUGAAGAAGGUGAGUGAGAUGUGCCAGCAGGUGAAGGAGCAGAUGUUUGAGUAUUAUGAGAAACACAGCCGAGGGAUGGAGAUAAAGCUCACUGAGCUCACAGAAGUGUUGGAGCGCAGCAGUCAGCUCAGCAUGGAGCUCCAGGGAGCCAGCCAUACACUGGCAGCCAUUAACAAAGGUCUGCAGCAAACCCCGGGCCAGUAGAUACAAAUCACACACACACAAACAUUGUAGUGCCUACAAUACUUCCAUAGCACCAGACAUGUGACAGCCAAAACAAAGUAGUUGAAUUUGUUGAUGUAAUAGAAAUACCUCAUUAUAAAGGCAGGGUGACUGUUUGUACUUGUUUCAUACUUGCAUGAUUCCCACUCAGUGGUAGCAAGAUGCGAAUAAUUUCCCAUCAUCCAACUUACAAAGAGUGUAGUAUGUGAUACUGUUUAAAGAGGGAGGAAGAAUAGCAGGAACGUUGAACUGUAUUAAAAGAAUGAAUGUAAAAUUGAAUUCAAGAGACUCCAUCAGUGGAGCAACAGAAAGAUUACAUUUAAAACAAACAUGUUCUUCAGACAGUGCUAUAAGGAAGACUCAGAAGAUGUAUUAGUCCACCUUGUGUUUUGAACUUUGAUUUUGUUUUAUUAAAGUUGUAUGUAUUUACACUGUAAAUGAUUUGUUUUUUAUCAGUUUUUGUUACAGCACAAUGAACUAUUCCCUAAAUAUAGAAAGACAGACAUUCAUAAAGUGAGGACAAGAUCAUUUGCAAAUCCUCAAAAUCCCAGAGCACUGCACUAUCAGGAAAUGAGAUUUUAUAUGUCACUAUCCCCACAGUCAUCAAGUAGAGUAAUCAGAUAUAUUAUAGUGUAAUAGAAAAAUAAUGAACCCA